AAACAAUAGUGCACCAGAGACCAAACAACGUUUUAUUUUUAACAAACAUUGCAUCGAUUAGUUUUAAUCCAAAGCUUGUAUGAAGUAAAAAAAAAUAUAACGCAAUAUUUUGAAAGCACAGACGAAUAACAAAAACAUCGUGCCCUCUUGCACAAUAUUUGGCACAUUCUUGCGGUUCGCCUGAAAUUAUAUGGUUGUGUUACGUACUCCGAAACCGAAAAUAAACCCUUCUAGGGCUGCCUGUGUGAUUCAGACCCCCAAGUCGCGGCGCGCGCACGAGCACGUCAUUCCGAGCUACCCCGGGCCCGGGUCGUAUUUAGCAAACAUUACGCAUGAACGUGUUCCGAAACGGCUCAAAUUACUGCGUGGCCACAGAGGCUACACGGGAGCGAUGUUUUGCAAACAUCCAGACUCGGAUGUCGGAAUGUACCAUCAGUUUUUUUUUGUGCCGGGCACCCGCGGGUUCUGUGGCAAUGAGACUGGUCUAAAUAGUAAACAAUUGGGGUUAGCUGGAUGAGCAACUUAUAAAAGCUUAAGAUAGUCGAUGACUAGCACAGUUCAGUGCUUUGCCUUCCCGGGGAUACAGAUUUAUGUAGCAACUGGACUCCUGGGGCUAGAAAAGAUGCGUGGCUACAUUUUGGUGCUGAUGGUGGGGAUCGCCGUAACAGGCGUUACAGCGUACUCAAACAACUCAAACGCCAUCUACACCUGGGAGGGGGGCCGGAUCGAAUGGCCAUGUCCGACAACGAAGCGCCUCGUCAUCGCGGCCGGCAAAUACACCCCUCGGGAUCUGAUCGCUAUCCGGUGUCAGCGCGUUGAAGGAAAGACCUUGUGCGCCUUCCCGCGCUACAAGAACAGCAUCCCGAUCACAUUGAGCCAGGUGUACGCCACCAAGAAGGGCUGCGAUGUCAAAUUUGAGCCGUUCCCGUGCUGGACCGAACAGGAAGAGGGCAACUGCAACGCACUGCAGUCGGUCAUCGAUAUCUACAGCGUUGGAGAGUUCGUGUGGGUACUGGACAGUGGAAUUGUUCAGGCUCUUCGAUCACCCAUCCAACGGUGCCCCCCGAAGAUCGUUGUGUACGAGGGAAAAUCUGGAAAGAAGCUCAAGACCAUCAACCUGAACCGCUUUGUUACGGAAAAGUCGCGUCUGCAAUAUCUGCAGGUUGAGUGUCUCAAGGGAGGUCGGUGCUAUGUGUACGUCAGCGAUGCCGGAAACAACGCCAUCAUUGUGUACGACGUAUACGGAGGUCGUGGAUAUCGAGUCGUUCUUCCUAAAGCCGUGCAUCACGGGUGUCGAUUCCGGGACGUGCUGUACAUCUUCCUGUCGUACCAAAAAGAGGGAACCAAACUGUACUUUAGCUACCUUGGAGGACGUCGCUUGUUUGCCAUCCGAACGGAGCAUCUGCGCAAGGGACACGGUGGAAACAUCAUUGAUAUCGGCGAGAAGCCAAACACGCCCAUCUUUAUCGGAACUGACGCCGGAUCCGGAGUAUUCUUCCGCGAAGAAGGUGACAGCGACGUGUACUACUGGAACACCAACCAAUGCUACAAGAAGAGCAACUUCAAGCUGGUGUACAAGAGCAGCGGAGGGCUGUACGCGACGCACGUGUUCCCCGACUUCAAGAUCAACCGGCUGCUGGUGCUGGAAAAUGACUUCCCGAGCUACGUGAAGGACUACGCUGGCUGCGGAACGCUGCACCAGAUCUCGAUCCUGGACGGAACGUACACCUGCGAGUAGGUGCGGAAACUGAACGAUCGUCGGGGAUGGGAGCGAAGACAACACGGGACUCUGUACUGAAAUAUGGUAGCUUCGAGCGAAAGCUGUACAGACAUGUGAUAUAGACUAAGGCGUUAGAUUGUUUAAGAUUUUCGUUUACUUAGUAGCUAGAAAUACAUUGGAA
Molecule: messenger RNA, 1901 nt
Organism: Culex pipiens pallens (northern house mosquito)
Lineage: Eukaryota; Metazoa; Arthropoda; Insecta; Diptera; Culicidae
Exons: 3
Coding region: 545-1738 (397 amino acids)
Cellular component (GO): extracellular region
Source: RefSeq, a predicted model, not a curated record